This is a messenger RNA of Clupea harengus (Atlantic herring), 3083 nucleotides long. RefSeq names its product lumican (gene lum). NCBI's taxonomy places the organism in Eukaryota, Metazoa, Chordata, Actinopteri, Clupeiformes, Clupeidae. Gene Ontology annotation, molecular function: protein binding. The record is from RefSeq and is a predicted model, not a curated record.
CGCUGCAUCACUGCACCUGCUGCCGACUAGACAGAGCCCACUGACCAUGGAUGCCUGGCUGCACUGAUGACAUUGUAGAUCUGUCUCAGGACUUUUAGGGUGCUUGCAUUUUAUCAUCCCAGAAGCACAGAACUCUGGCACCGACGCCUCAUUUUUUUCUUAAGUGUCUGUCUCCGUCUGUCUCUCUCUCUCUUUCCCUCCCUUUCUCUCUCCCUCCCUCUUUCUCUAUUCUCUUCUUCACUCUCUUUCACUCCAGAGACCUUUGGCUGCUCAUAACAUACUGCUCUACCUGCUAAGCCUCCACCCAACUCAUAGACACACAACGAGAGAGGGAGUAAGGCUUGUCAAACUUUCAGCCAUGUGUCCCCUUCGUCUGCCUCUCCUGGCUGCUCUGCUGGGUCUUGCCCUGAGCCAGUACGAUUAUGGAUAUGACUACCAGCCUGCGGAGGUCAGACCCCCCACCCCUCGCUGCGCAGACGAGUGCGAGUGCCCCACACAUUUCACCAGUGCCAUGUACUGCAACAACCGCGAGCUGAAGGCUGUUCCCUUCGUGCCCACCGGCAUCAAGUACGUCUACCUGCAGGACAACCACCUCACCGAGAUCAAGGCUGGCGUGUUCGACAACGUCACGGACCUGCGGUGGCUCAUCCUGGACAACAACGCGCUCACCAACGAUAAGAUAGAAAAGGGCUCCAUUGACAAGCUCACCAAACUGGAGAAGCUGCACAUCAACAACAACAAGCUCACCGAGGUUGUGGUGCCCAAAUCCAGUGCCAUGGAGGAGAUCAAGAUGAUGAGCAACGAGAUUACGAAGUUCCCCGCCGGCCUGCUCUCAGGGAUGGACAACCUCACCGCUGUGCACCUCUCCAAGAACCAGCUCACCACGGAAGGCAUCACCGGUGCCUUCAAGGGCCUCAAGUCCCUGAUGCUGCUGGAUGUCAGCGAGAACAAGCUGAAGAAGCUGCCCGCCGGGCUGCCCAGCUCGCUCAUGAUGCUCUACGCAGACCACAACGAGAUUGAGAGCAUAGCAGUCAGCUACCUGCAGAAGCUGCCCACGCUGCAGUACCUGCGCAUGUCCCACAACAAGCUCCAGGACUCGGGUGUCCCCGCCGGUGUCUUCAACGUGUCCGCCCUCAUCGAGCUGGACCUGUCCUACAAUAAGCUGGGGGCCAUCCCAGAGGUCGGGGAGAACCUGGAACAUCUAUACCUGCAGGUCAACGAGAUCAGCAAAUUUGACGUCUCAAGCUUCUGCAAGGUGGUGAGCCCAGUGAGCUACUCCAAAAUCAGAGACCUGCGUUUGGACGGCAACAACCUGACCCCACAAAGCAUGCCCAUGGAAGCAGCCCAGUGCCUGCCCCUGGCCACGGAAGUAGUCAUCUAAACUGGAGACCAACCAAGCCCCCUCACCGCCACCACACACACCCCCACACCCCCUACCUCCCCAUGCCUCUCCCAAUUCCUGAUCUGGACGGCGUUUCCUGAAAGCGUCGUCAAGCAACCACCGUGGUAUUCGUGGAGAGAGAGUGUUCAAAACGAUAGUCUCUCUAUCAUUUACCUACAGUAGUUGUUCAACGGCGCUUUCGGGAAACACACCCCUGCUCCUUUCGGUGAUCUUUCCUUCACAGUCACUGUUGAUUGAAAGGAUUGAUAUUGAUGUUUUACCCUCAGAUAAACACAUAAACUGUCCUCUUUAAAGAGUAAAUGAACAGGUUUCUUUACAGUUCCAUGAGUAGUGUGGAGGAACAGGUCAUCUAAAAUUAAUUUUACACUGAUUUUCUACUUACAUACUAUCCAGUCAAGCAUUCAGUUCAAAUCCAAUGCAGAAACAUUGUGUGUUAACAUUGCUAACAAGUAAUGGAAAUGUAUAUGACCAAAAUUAGCAUGAUGUUAAAUGUAUGCCCAAUGUAUUAUCUCAAUCAUGGACAAAAUGGUGUGUUUGAAAUUGUACCAUGUUGCUGUGCCAUGUAGUGUCAGACAAUCUCAUUAUUAGUUAGAGUUGCCAACUUCCUGAAAUGGAAAUAAGGAACUCUGGGAACUAAGGAACUCAUGACAGACAGGUUGUGGAACAUAACAUGACAGGUUGAGGGAGAUCAUCAGGGUUUCCUUCUAUCUCAUUCAAAUCGCCCUGUUUUAAUAGUCUUACCUGUAAUAUGUCUCUCCCAUAGAUUUGUACUGAAUUGAUUCUCAAAAAUGCAGAGCCCAGCACGUCCUGUAUCAGUUCAAGACAGAACAUUUCUUUUAGUCUCCAGUUACGGGAUGAUUCCAUAGUUUACGGAAUGGCAACUCUAUGUUUGGUCAACAUACUUUACAUGUUGUCAAUUUAGGGCUUAUAUACAUACAUACAUACAUACAUACAUACAUACAUACAUACAUACAUACAUACAUACUUAUAUAAAUACAUACAUACAUACAUACGUACAUACAUGCAUCAGUUGUUAGCAGUGAUAGAAUGCUACAACAAAAGUGGAAUGAUGCUGUCUGCACUUGGAUAGUAGGAAUUGAAUAAAUGUUAAGUGAACUUGAAUUCAGUGAACAGUGAGAGACAAGCUUAGACAAAUGAAUAAAAAAAUAAAUAAAUCAUAGGGUACCAAACCAUCCACCCAUGGGUGUGAUGUGAUGUGCACCAUGAUAUAUGCUGUAGACAACAUGUUCUCAUUGGCGCACCUAACACUUACAAAUGUAUGAAUUACUUUUGCUUUUUGUCACUGUGGCUUGCUGUCAUGAAAUGUAAGUGUUCAUAACUCUGUAUGCAAGACCUGGCACUUACAAUAAUGCAUAAGGAAUCAAUAAGAUGGCUGUAAUAAGAUAAGACCUACUGCAAACAUAUGCUGUAAUAAAAACUAGUGAGGGUGCCAAUAAAGUGUCUCUGGAAAGACAGCCUUAGCAUCUCUGAUUUCAAGCUAUUAAUGUAGCUAUUAGCUUGCAUCUUUCAAUGGUUAUCAUGAAGUUGUUAUUUUUCUAAUUUUUUUCAAAUAUAUAAUGAUAGCGUGGAUCGUUGCAGCAAUGCAAAGUCAUAUAACUGAAUAUGUUUGAAUAUGUGGAAUUGUAAAAGUGUGAGUCAAUAAAACGUUUUCCUUACAUUA